AUGGUUGAGCGAUCAUCACCUCUGAUUUGCAACAUUGCAGAAAAGCCGCAUAAUCCGCUGAUCAACGCUGGAGCAAUCGUGGUGGCGUCUCUGAUGAAACGUCAUGCCUCACUAUCAGAUCGCUUUGACUUUGCUAUUCACCAAAUGAGGCGAUUUUGCGGUUCCGGCUACGUGGGCUUUAACAACGCUGUGUGA
Molecule: messenger RNA, 195 nt
Organism: Cooperia oncophora
Lineage: Eukaryota; Metazoa; Nematoda; Chromadorea; Rhabditida; Trichostrongylidae
Source: the annotation of a GenBank genome assembly